Messenger RNA from Candidula unifasciata, 1131 nucleotides. The record is from the annotation of a GenBank genome assembly. Lineage: Eukaryota; Metazoa; Mollusca; Gastropoda; Stylommatophora; Geomitridae.
AUGACAAACAAGCAAACUGAUACAUUGAAUAAUCUGACAUUGAAAUUAUGCACUGUUACACCUAAUGUAAUGCUGUAUAUUUCCACAGGCUCCAUCACGGCGUGUCUGUACGGCGCUUACAAAUCUCCUGACGAGCCACGAGCCAAUACGAGCGCACACGAUAGAGUAUACUACAACAAUAACACUGGUAUCACCUUGCUGGCCUCUGGUAGCUACAGCGUUGGAAAUACAUCUCUAACACAGGAGGCUGAUUCUCUUCCUCCGACCUCGCCGACUUAUACUGACCUGCUGGCAGAUAACAUAAGCUCGUGGCGUUCCGUUGAUCGCAUUGGAGCUACUUCAGCCACCAAAAAGGCCGCACAAAUAGAGACAUCUACGUGCGCUUCAGAGAACCAAGAGGGAAUGUGCUUAAUGAACGAGGAUAUCUUCUCCAAUGAAUUUGCUGGACUCUACCAGAAGAUCUACAUCUCGUUUUACAUCAUCUCCCUGUUGGCGGUGUUCACGUUAUAUUUCUUCAUCUACAGAUCAGUCGCUGAAAGACGAGCUUGGAGGAGAAAGCAGAAAUCCUGGUCCCACUCGCCAAUGACGAUGACCGCUGGAGUUACAGAUGUGGAUGAUAUCAACAAAGGGGAAGAUAUCUACACGGGAGAGAGAGAUAAUCUAGAGUUAUCUCCCCAGAAUAACUCCUCACACAUUUCGCCAUCGAACAGCAAAGAAAGCGGAAGUGGCGACUCCGCGGAAACAAGAAUUGAAAGUGGGAAUUCUAUAUCCACUACAAAAACCAACAUAGCGUCACUCCCAAGUAACUGUUCCCAUGAGAACGGUAUCAGCAACACUAUGCUGAGCCCCUCCGCCGAAAAGAAAACAAACCGAGAGCGGCGCGAUUUUAACUUCCUGGCCAACAUUAGAACAGCCCUGAUGCUGUUUGUGGUGACUUUAGUCUUCAUAAUCAGCUUCCUCCCUGCCUGGUUGAUGGCGACGGAGAUUAUCAGUUACGAGAUUAUCAUUUUCUACACACAUUUUGUGUACAACGUGGCCAACCCGGUUAUUUAUGCCUUUAUGAACCAGUCGUUCCGGAAGGAGCUGAAACGCGUGUUCCAAAGAGGUACUCAUUUUUUCCGACAUGGAUAG